AAUCACCGUGCCAAGGUGGUCUCAAAGACACCAAAAUAGCUCACGGCGGGUCCUGUCAAUACCAAGUUCACCUUGAGUCGCCACCGUGGUCUCUCGUCUAAGCCUUCCGUGUCCUAGAUAUUGCUGGGUACUAAGAUGUCCGAGAGCACCCGAUCCCGUCGUCCGCGGCCUUUGUAGCUACAAGUAUUACCACCAAGAUGCAGAUCCAGAAUGCCUUCAUUGUCGCGAGCCUGUCCCUCUGUGGGCUCAUAUUCCCAGUUCUAGGGGGUCCGACAGCCCCCAGAGACGGCGCAUCAAAGGGCAUGCCGGCAUCAAACGUUAUCCAUGAAAGGCAUAAGCCUGUCCAUCUCGCCGGAUGGGUCAAGCGGGAGCCUGCGAGUGCCGAGUGGAUGCUCCCCGUGCGGGUCGGGUUGAGGCAAUCGAACGUGGAUAAGGGGCACGAAUUGCUCAUGGACAUAUCCAACCCCAAGUCUCCGAACUAUGGGAAGCAUCUUACAAGGAGCGAGGUGAUCGACCUGUUUGCACCAGGCAACCGCUCGGUUGAGAAUGUUAAGCAGUGGCUCGUCUCAAGGGGGAUCCACGAGCAGAGACUCUCGCAGUCGGCGAACAAACAGUGGAUCCAAUUUGAUGCUCCUGUCCGCGAGGUCGAGGAGUUGCUGCUCACGAAAUACCACGUUUUCGAGCAUGCCGAAACAGGAGCGCGCAAUAUCGCUUGUUCUCAAUACCACGUUCCCCAUAGCGUCACACACCAUAUCGACUACAUCACGCCUGGGAUCAAGCUAACGGCCGGGAGCUAUGACGACAAGAUCAUGAAGCGGGUGCAUCACCGGCGAGCCAUUACCGAAGAUGUACCCGGAAGGCGGCAGAAAGGGGGCAAAGGGAAAGGGAAGGGGAAGGGGAAGAGCAAGGGAAAGUGUAAGCCGGGCAAGCCUCCGGUCGAUCCCGGUGAGGAUGGCAGCCGGUUUCGUGUGACUGGGCCCUGCAGUGACGAGAUCACGCCGCACUGCAUUAGGGCCCAAUAUCAGAUCCCUAACGGCACCAAAGCCACUCGAGGAAACGAGCUCGGCAUCUUCCAGGGGCUCAACCAGCAUUACCACCAGGAGGACCUGGACACCUACUGGAAAUACAUUGCCCCUUGGGUCCCUCGCGGCACACAUCCCAAGCUUAAGUCCAUCAACGGCGCCCUCGGCCCAACCAACAACCGGUCCCUCGCAGGCGACGAAGCCGACUUAGACUUCGAGGUCGCCAUCCCGCUGAUCUGGCCACAGAUGUCAAUCCUCUUCCAGACCGACGACGAGUGGUACCAGCAGAACCAGCUGCAGCCCGACACCCAAUACCCGGGCUUCUUCAACACCUUCUUCGACGCCCUCGACGAAUCAUACUGCACCCUCUCGGCCUUCAACCACACAGGCAACUGCCGCACGCCCGCCUGCCGCGAUCCGGAGUACCCCAACCCCAACGCAACCCCGCUUCUCGGCGGCUACCCCGGCGCCCUGAUGUGUGGCGUCCACCGCCCGACCAACGUCAUCUCCGUCUCGUACUCGGGCACCGAAGCCUCCUGGCCGGCGGGUUAUAUGCGGCGGCAGUGUCUGGAGGUGAUGAAGCUUGCGCUGCAGGGCGUUACCGUGGUCGAAUCCUCCGGUGACUAUGGCGUUGGCGGUGGGCGGUUGGAUCCGCGCGCGGGCUGUCUGGGGAAGGAUCGCGCGGUGUAUACGCCGCGGGUCAUGGCGAAUUGUCCGUAUGUGCUCAGUGUUGGGGCGACGGCGUUGGUGGAGCCCGAGGUGGGCGAUGGCAAGACGCUGGUGGAGGUUGCCGCCGAGAGGUUUGCGUCGGGCGGUGGCUUCUCGAAUGUUUUUGCUAGGCCCGAGUGGCAGGAUGGACAUGUGCUGGGAUACCUGGAGCGGGCGAAUGUGUCGGAUCUGGGAUAUUCGGAUGCGUCGUGGUUGUUGGGGCCCGGGUUGGAUGGCGUGGGGGAUGCAGGCGCUGCGACGACGGCGUCGCCGGGGCAGGGCAAGUUGUUCAACAAGGCCGGGAGGGGCUAUCCCGAUGUGAGUGCUAUUGGUGAGAACUUUCGGGUCGUGCUCAGGGGGCAUCCGAACCGCAUGCACGGCACGUCCGUGGCGGCGCCGAUAUGGGCGUCGAUCUUGACGCUCAUCAACGAGGAGCGGCUGGCCGCGGGCAAGAGCACGGUCGGGUUUGUGCACCAGGUGUUGUAUGAACACCCCGAGGUGUUUACCGACAUCACUACAGGCUCAAAUCCGGGAUGUGGCGGAGACGGAUUCCAGGUCAACGAAGGAUGGGACCCUGUUACCGGUCUUGGGACGCCGAUAUACCCAAAACUUCUUGAGCUGUUCAUGAGUCUGCCAUGAUUGCUAUCUGAAUCGCGGAGCUUGAGAGUCCAUUAUAGCCAGUGACUCCGUGGAUGUAUUUCUGCAUUGCUUAUUCCCCUGACUGUGGGACAGAGUCGCCUGUGGCGUAUUUGUCUCCGUCGUUCCGUUAACCUCGCCGUCCUAGACCUAGAGAGAACUGGGAAAUCAUGAUUCAUACACACCGAAUCCAUCCGCUGAACUAUCCCUUGGUAAUGAAGAACCUGGAGGCUCUAGCCUUUGACCCUCCACCUCAACGUUGACCUUAUUAACA
This is a messenger RNA of Chaetomium strumarium, 2640 nucleotides long. Its product is annotated as peptidase S8/S53 domain-containing protein. Lineage: Eukaryota; Fungi; Ascomycota; Sordariomycetes; Sordariales; Chaetomiaceae. Gene Ontology annotation, biological process: proteolysis. The record is from RefSeq and is a predicted model, not a curated record. Bases 198 to 2369 code for a protein of 723 amino acids. The transcript is spliced from 8 exons. Gene Ontology annotation, molecular function: tripeptidyl-peptidase activity; serine-type endopeptidase activity.